UUGGAUGUUGUAUUAUGAUAUUUUAGUAAAUAUAUCAUAAUAUCAUACAUGUUGUAUAAUGACAUUUCUGGAAUGCGAUUAUUACUAAUCAAUUUUCUUAUGUUGGUGCUGGAUAUUCAUCCGAAGAUCCCAUGGAGGAUUUUUAUACUAACGUCCCGGAGUCACAAAUUGUCAAUUAUACAAAUCCGGCAGUAUUGGAACCUACAUCUGAAUGUUUUAUGAGACAGGAGCGCCCUGGAUCAGUUAAUAAGUCAUCGUUAUUGAGUGUUAUUGGUUCAAGCAACAGUUCGGUGGGAGGACGCUCAACGAAGACCAUUGUGACUGGAGGACACCCUUUCGUAUGCUUUGCAACUGAUGAUGAUUACAACAAGAUCACAAGUGAGUACAAGAUAUGGGUUACUACAGGUUUGAGGAUAAAAAGAAAGGGUUGUGUUUAUGCAAAAAAGGAUAAUGUAUUACAACCGCCAUUUGAAUUUGGGGUGAUGCAUGUUCAUAAGGAGUGGUUCCACCAGCUUGCAUACAACGGCCAACCUUUAAAUGAUACGCAUGUGGAUAUCUUAUUUUACUAUUUGAGAAAGAAGGAAAAUAUGAUCCAGAUGUUACAGUGAAAUUCACCACUACAAAUGAUUUAUUUGAUUUGAAGAUUAAGUCUCUUCAUAAGAAAUUUAUUGGACAUAAUAGAGAUACCAUCGUGUUGAAUCCUGAUCACGAUGUCGCCCAAUACAUUUUGGGUAAUCUAAUGCUUUGUAACCGUCCGUGGCCACGUAUUAUUUCCCAUUCUUGCUUCUAUGGACAAUUGGCACUGGGUACUAGCAAUACUAUCUUUCAAAGGUAGAUGCAUUUACCUUUAUGAUUCAAAGCAAGGUACCACUUAUAAAUCCAAGGUCUGAAGAGUAAUUGACGCAUAUGGUGUUACACUCCCGUACUUUCUGUGUGCUCUUGGUUUUUAUGGCAAAAGGAAUGACAUCGAAUUGAAUCAAGGUCCAUAUAAAGAUAAGACAGAGGAUGAUCCCUUUGAUGUUGUCGUGGUUGAUGAGUUUCUAAUUCAGCAAGAGACGUAAGAUUUAUGCAAAUUGUUACAGUGUCUUAUACAGGUUGUCGUAUAACUUAAGUCUUCUCUAAAACAUAUGGUAAUUUUAAUUUUUUGUUUUUUAAAUGUAGUGGUUGUGGUGUUCUUGUUGCAAUGUUCGCGGAAUCAUUCAUAUGUGGACAAAACGUGAUAAAAAAUGUGUCUGAUAUCAAUGGUCAACGCCUCAGGUUUGGGUCGUUAAUGUGGGAAUAUGGCAGAAUGAAGCAGGAUCAGCUUGUCGCUAGUGAUGCGGAAGUCCCUGGGAAAUGAAACAGAAAAAGGAAACGUGUUUAUUUAUAAGAAUAAUUAGUAGUUUUACUCGGUUAUGUAAUACUAAUUAUGGUUUUCUCAUAUAAAACUCUCUUUUAUCUUCCCGUGAAUAAUGUCCAUGGACAAGCAAUUAUGCUAUUGGAGUAUUACUGGAAUUUAUUGGUUUUGUUAUA
Nicotiana attenuata is the source of this 1512-nucleotide messenger RNA. RefSeq lists its product as uncharacterized. Lineage: Eukaryota; Viridiplantae; Streptophyta; Magnoliopsida; Solanales; Solanaceae. The transcript has 3 exons. The record is from RefSeq and is a predicted model, not a curated record. The coding region runs from base 132 to 608 and encodes 158 amino acids.